ACUCCGAACCCGGAAACCCGUCGCCGCCGGAGCGAUCCUGUAAGCCGGCGAUCUCUGCCGCCUUUAGAUUCCCUCAAUCGGCCGUGGUAAUCACUGUUGCAAUCAACCUCCAUUCGUCGCCUUUCGGUGAUCUCAAACGUCCGAGUCGAGCUACCUCAAGGUUGUUGAGUCAUCUCAAGCGGCAUACUUACAUAGCAAAGGGGACAAAGGCAUCAUUUGUCAUGAUCCCUGGCGACUCCGAACCCAGCAAAGCCGUCGCCGCCGGAGAGAUCCUGCAAGCCGGUGAGCUCUGCCGCCUUUAGAUUCCCUCAAUCGGCCGUGGUAAUCACUGUUGCAAUCAACCUCCAUUCGUCUCCUUUCGGUGAUCUCGAACGUCCGCCUUGAUCAAUGUGAUUAUCGUUGUCGUUGUCGAGAUUCGAUCGUCGUCGCUUAGGCUUCCGGUUCUAGUAGAAUUUCUCUCCUCUUGUCCCUCUCACCAUGACUACCACUUUUAUUUUUCUCUUAUUUUGCAGUACUGCCCAACAAUCAUGAUCUGCUACGCCGUCCGUGGAAGAGAGGGAGAGGAGCCAGCCGGCGGGCCAAGGAAUCCAUGGGGUAGUCGGAUGAGAACGAAUGAAGUUGCAGGAAAUAGAUUAUGGGGUAUGCUAGCUUCAAUGGUACGGAUGAUGCCGGAUUUGCUAGAUUAUGAGCAGAAGGAUGUUAAAACUUUUGUUUUAUGGGAAAAAGGAAUAACCAGUCUUGUUCUGGAGAAAUCCGUUAAGCUAUGAUAAGCAGGAGCAGCAAUUGGGUUUUUUCAGCAAUGGCUGGCAUGCAUUCAACCUGUUCCUUUGUGAGAGAUUCGAGAUAUCUGGUUUAAGAGUGAUAAGGCAGAAGUAACUUCAUGCAGACACCCCUCUUUCAUCUAAUUUGAGAGGAAUUUGACUGUAACUGAGGAUCUUCAUUGGAAGACUAGGUAACGUGAUCACUUUCAAGAGAUUGACUACCAGGAGAAAGAAAAGAUAUUUCGUCUCUGGAUCUUCUGAAUUUGAAGGCCAUGUUUGAAGCACCUCCUGCAAAGAACGUGGAGAUGACGGAGCUUCCAUCGGACCUCUUCAUGGAGAUACUAUCAUGGAUCCCGGCCAGGGCCCUCUUGAAACUCCGGUGUGUGUGCAAAUGCUGGUAUUCCAUAACAACAGACCUUGACUUCGUCCGACUGCAUCAGCAACAACAGCAACUCCUCCCUGAAGUUACUUCCAUCCUCACAUUUCACCGACACUUUACCAACGUUAGAUCUCUCUUGUCGCGCCUGGAUGUAGUUGAUGCACCGUGGGUUGCAAAGCAUGUCGCCGUCUGGCACAGCCGCCCACUGCUGGUCAUGUCACCUCCUUGCCAUGGAUUAUUUUGCCUCUACCACAUCUACAUGGAAUUGGAUGUUUGCUUGUACAACCCCGCCACCUGCAAAAGCUUCUCCUUACCGCAUAAUUUUACCAGUGUAAAUAUAAUUCUUUCGGACUUUUGCUUAGGAUAUCAUCCAGUUUCAAGACAGUACAAAGUUAUCCAUACGUUCUGCACCCGAUCGACCUCGUUGGCGAUGGAAGCACUCACUGUUGGUGGAAGUACAUGGAGGAAGGUGGAAGUGAGCAGCGCUCUUGCUAUGCUUACUUUGUUAAAUUGGGGAAGACCAAGUGCAACUGGAACUAUGUAUUGGCUUGCACAAAAGAACGUCCUGGAAGACAUUAUUCUCUCUCUUGAUCUAGACAAUGAAAGGCUCACACAAGUUCCUUUUCCAGAUAUUAAACGCCAACAUGGGAGAGGUAACAACUCAUUGAUAGAGAUGGAAGGCACCAUUCAUUUGGCUAUCCAUUGGUUCGCCAUGGUAGACUGGAUGGAUAUUUGGAUGCUGCAAGAGUCGGGUGCCCACCGAGUGUGGAUUCAUAGGUUUCAUCUCCAUCUGUGUGCAUUGCCGACGGGAGUUGGCCAGGUGGAGAGAGUUUUACGUCCUCCUAUGCCUCUUCUCAUAAACCAUGGCAAGAUUCUGAUAUGUGACUAUCGAAGAUUAGUUUACUACGAUCUGGUGAGCAAGGGCUUGCAGCAUGAGGAGGUAUUUCAUGCUUGUGAUGAUUUCAUUGCUUUUGUCAUCGUUGAAAGCCUUGUUUCAUUUUAGAAUUUGAUGCAUGACCAUUCAUAGCGCAUAGCUAUCUCUUGCUAGGGGUCCCUAUUGAUUCAUUUUCUUGGAAGUUCUUGCUAUGAAUCGGUUGCUGAAUUAAUUAUGAUGUUUUUUAUUGAUUUAAUUGUUAAGUAUAUGGAUCAUGUAAAUUUCUGGAUCAGUCAUCAUAAUUGGAUUCUCAUGACA
Messenger RNA from Musa acuminata AAA Group (dessert banana), 2332 nucleotides. RefSeq names its product putative F-box protein At5g50220. Gene Ontology annotation, molecular function: protein binding. The record is from RefSeq and is a predicted model, not a curated record. Bases 1034 to 2143 code for a protein of 369 amino acids. Lineage: Eukaryota; Viridiplantae; Streptophyta; Magnoliopsida; Zingiberales; Musaceae. The transcript is spliced from 7 exons.